AUGAGCUGCGUGGGAUCAACAAAGCUCCACAUCGCACAACAUAUAAAAUCACCAAACUUAUUGCCUGGUAUCCGACCGGAAGGGGGUCGGGACUGUGGACACGACAACACAUCCCUCCGACAGAAGACGGUCCACUUUUCUCGCCGCCGCCGCGUAGUCCCUGCCGAUAUCAACAGUUUUGAAUUUGAGCCGGUGACACUCCUCGCCAAAAGGGCCCAUGGACAAUGUCUCGUCUAA
Molecule: messenger RNA, 237 nt
Organism: Parastagonospora nodorum SN15
Lineage: Eukaryota; Fungi; Ascomycota; Dothideomycetes; Pleosporales; Phaeosphaeriaceae
Exons: 2
Coding region: 1-237 (78 amino acids)
Source: RefSeq, a predicted model, not a curated record